Dicentrarchus labrax (European seabass) is the source of this 3539-nucleotide messenger RNA. It is a transcript of the gene gdpd5a, whose product is annotated as glycerophosphodiester phosphodiesterase domain containing 5a. The record is from RefSeq and is a predicted model, not a curated record. Lineage: Eukaryota; Metazoa; Chordata; Actinopteri; Moronidae. Gene Ontology annotation, molecular function: glycerophosphodiester phosphodiesterase activity. The transcript has 17 exons. Gene Ontology annotation, biological process: lipid metabolic process; positive regulation of neuron differentiation. The coding region runs from base 391 to 2166 and encodes 591 amino acids. Gene Ontology annotation, cellular component: plasma membrane.
UACAGUUUUUAACUCUUCUAUGAACACUGAAGGAACGUCUCUAUGCCAGGAGAAACUAUCCUGUGAUUUAUGAGAACAUUUUAUUAUUUAAAGCGUUCAGACUGUAAAAACCGUUGAAACCGGUCUUCGCAGUUCGGGUCUAAAGAAGGCUGAUGUGUUCCAUCCGUCCGUCUCAUCCGGUCGCUCAAAGUUACUUUAAAGACUUAAAUGAAUCCGUAAAGUCCAACUGUGAAGAGAAGACAUUAUGUCAACAUCCCUGGAAAUAACUGAUUAACCGAGAGCUUCCGACCUUUCAGCACUGUCCGGGAUACAAAGGCUGUCGUGGAGGUAAAGGUUCCCAGUCCUGUGUGGGAUGUUAACGGACUGGUGGCGCGCUGAGGCUGAAGGAGCAUGGUGAAACACCAACCCUUGCAGGUCUAUGAGAAGCAGGUCUUUGUGUCCUUUGUCACUGGGAUCUAUGGUUGCCGCUGGAAACGCUACCAGCGUUCCCAAGACGACAGCUCCAAGUGGGAGUGUACAUGGUUCAUCAUCUUGUGCAGUUCUUUCCUUCUGCUUCUGUUUUGGGCCUACUUCUGGUUGGUGGCUCAAAAUGAUUUCAAUGAGUUCAACUGGUCAGUAUACAACCGCUCUGGAGAAUGGAGGGAUGAGACUAUCCCCAUCCUCGCAUCCACCACCGUGGGAUUCAGCUACAUCACGUUCUUAAUGAUCUUAGCACUUUUCCAUAUAUCCUUAGGCCAGCAGCUGAACCUCUACUGGGUCCACAAGAUUGGAGUGUUGGCUACACUGCUCACCACUAUCUCUGGGCUCAUCACUGUUAAAGACAUAUGGGGAGAUGAGUGGGACAUCCUGCUUGUGUCACUGCAGUCCACAGCACCUUUCCUGCACAUUGGAGCCCUGGCAACAGUCACAGCUAUCAGCUGGUUGGUGGCUGGAUAUGUGGUCCGCAGAGAGAGAUCCAAUUUCCAGGUGAUAGUGUUGCUGAUCUACGUCAUCAUUCUCUUGGCUCUCUAUCUGGCGCCACUCACAUUCAACUGCCCCUGCAUCAUGGACCGCACCAGCCUCAGACCUCGACCAGACAUCAUUGGCCGACGGGGAGCUCCUAUGCUGGCUCCAGAGAACACCAUGGUGUCCUUUAACAGAGCCCUGCAGCAUGGAGCAAACUCCCUGGAGGCAGACGUCACUAUCAGUGUGGACGGGAUUCCCUUCCUUAUGCGAGACCGCACCUUGAGGAGAACCACAGAUGUUAGUAAGGUCUUUCCAGCCAGGCAGUAUGAAGACGCCUCUUUCUUCAACUGGACGGAGAUCCGCUCUCUAAACGCGGGCCAUUGGUUUUUGGAGAGUGACCCCUACUGGACAGUAGAGACCCUGACAGCGAGGGACCGGAGCAGAAUAGGCAACCAGACCGUCUGCAGUCUGCUGGAAAUGCUGCGUCUCACAGCCAGGUCCAACAGCUCUGCACUGCUCAACAUCCGCAAGCCUCCACCAGAGCACCCACGCUCCCGGAACUGGUUCAUGGACACGUUGUGGGCUGUGCAGAAAGCAGGGAUUUCCCAGAAGAGGGUGAGGACUGUGACGUGGACCCCUGACACGGACAGGGGGAGAGUGAGAGGGCUUCAGCAGACCGCAAACGAGAAGCUGUCAGUGGAAGAGAUAAGGCAGAGGGGAAUAACAAGCCUGACCCUCCACUACAGCAAGGCCAGCCACAAAGACAUACAGGAGUAUCUGGCCAAUAAUGUGAGUGUGACUGUCUACCCAGUGAAUGAGCCCUGGCUCUACUCCAUUCUGUGGUGUAGCGGGGUGCCUUCUGUGUCCUCUGAUGCCCCCCAAGUCCUCCGAAAGGUGCCUUACCCCAUCUGGCUCAUGAGCCAGAACGCUUACAACUUCAUCUGGAUCACUUCGGAUCUGGUCUCCCUCGCCGUAGUCAUAGGGAUUUUCUGUUUUCAGAACUAUCAUAUGAUCAGGUGGAGGAUGAGCGGGAUGCAGACCUAUAACCCCGAACAGAUCAUGCUGAGCGCUGUGGCGCGUCGGUCCAGUCGGGACGUCAACAUCAUGAAGGAGAAGCUAAUAUUCUCAGAACUGAACAAUGGGCUCAGCAGCACAGAGGAGCUUUCUCUGUAUCCUGAGAAUGGUUAUGCGAGAUACUCUCAUGGAGGCCUCAGUCGCUGAACGCAACACACUGCCACAGCUGGAAAAAUCUCUGAAGUUAGUUUGAUUUCAGAGCUUUACUGACUGAACGUUAUAUUCUUGUGUGAGGUAAAAAGAAGCACAGCACAGAAACUGACCUGUUAGCCAACAUACCCUGGAAGUGAUAACAGCAUGGAUACCAAAUCUUGUCUAGAGUUUCUCCUAUUUGGCCUACUGAUCAUCAGUUUUUUAAAAUAACACAAUAUUCUCUUGUUUGUGUACAAGUUCUAUGUAAUAUAUGUAUGUAAUAUGAUUGUUUGUGUAUUUUUUUCAUAAUAAUGCACAUGACUGCCAGUCUGAAACACAUUCCUCAAAAAUAGGUCACAGUUUUGUUACUGUAAGAAGUCAUUUUCUUACUUUCAGUGUUAUAAAUUUGCGCACAAAAGUCAGUAAGGAGCCUUACUGGGAAUACAUGGAUGAUAUGUGUCUAUGUUGUCAUCACUUAAAGGGCAAAUGUCUCAAGUCAGAUGGUAUCUCUGCUGAAUCAGCUGAAUUCUUUGACCAGGCUGAAACUAGAAUUUAUAAAAACAUUUGUUUCUAACCAUAAUUUUUAAACAACUUCAAAAUCACAUUUGAAUGUAGGAACUUUUUCUCAUUGGAGAGAAAAAUUACACAAUGCCACUCAGACAGCAUUAUUAAUAGAUACAUUCAGUGUGUGUGUGUGUGUGUGUGUGUGUGUGUGUGUGUGUGUGUGUGUGUGUGUGUGUGUGUGUGGAGAUUGGGCCAAAAAUCCACCUGACUAUCAUGAGUUAAAACCUCUGUUCAAUCUGUUUGCUUGAGUGACCUUCUGAGAAGUUGAGCUAAUAAAGGCUGUAAUGUUGCUGUAAUGUUAUAUUUUUCCAUGUCAUUGACUUCACUGUUGUUUUAUAACAGAGGGAAUGGGCUGUGUAGUGUUCUGCAUUAUAAACUGAUGUAAAUAUGAGUUGUUUUACAUGUUUUUAUUUGUUUCCCUCUGAGAGGAUUUUAAAUGGUUUGGACAUGUGGAAUGUAUAUUUUAUGUUUGCAUUUAUUAUCAUUAUUACUGAUGUAUUCUUCUAAGUGUGAAAGACACAUAAGGCAUACAUGAAAACAGUUUCACGGGGUGAGGGGGUUUGGGGAAGUUUGAGAAUAUAUUGUGGUCCAAUCCUUUUUUUUUUUGCCUCUUCUGUCAUGCCAUGAUUGAUUUCCCAUGUAGUCAUAUUAGCUAUUACAACUUUCACAUGGCUGCCUUUUUGUUAAAUUAAUGGACUGCUAGAAUGUUUUAGAAUAUUUUUGUCUUAGUUUAAUAAUAGGGGUACAAAUUUGAAGUUACAAUUACUCCUUUAGCUGCAGACAUGUCAACUGUUCAAUAAAAGUGAUAUUUUCUCUUUGAAAAA